Diospyros lotus (date-plum) is the source of this 1477-nucleotide messenger RNA. RefSeq names its product calreticulin-3-like. Gene Ontology annotation, cellular component: endoplasmic reticulum; endoplasmic reticulum membrane. The coding region runs from base 45 to 1283 and encodes 412 amino acids. The transcript has 14 exons. Gene Ontology annotation, biological process: protein folding. Lineage: Eukaryota; Viridiplantae; Streptophyta; Magnoliopsida; Ericales; Ebenaceae. Gene Ontology annotation, molecular function: calcium ion binding. The record is from RefSeq and is a predicted model, not a curated record.
UCUCUUAAAAUCACUCUCCAUUUAGCAAGGGGCACUGCACGGAAAUGGCGGAGCUGAAGCUACUUCUGCCCUUGCUCUUUGCUUUACAUUCUUUCUUUCUAAUUCAUUCUGCUUUUUCCGAGAUUUUCUUCGAAGAGCGGUUCAAUGAUGGGUGGAAGAGCCGUUGGGUUCUGUCAGACUGGAAGAGGAGUGAAGGGAAAGCGGGUACGUUUAAGCACACUGCCGGGAAGUGGGCUGCUGAUCCUGAUGAUAAAGGCAUUCAGACUUUCAAUGAUGCCAAGCAUUAUGCCAUAUCUGCAAAGAUACCAGAGCUUAGCAAUAAGGACAGAACUCUAGUCGUCCAGUAUUCUAUAAAGCUUGAACAGGACAUUGAAUGUGGUGGUGGUUACAUUAAGCUUCUUUCUGGUUAUGUCAAUCAGAAGAAAUUUGGUGGUGACACUCCUUACAGUCUAAUGUUUGGACCAGAUAUAUGUGGCACACAAAAAAAGCAGCUCCAUGUUAUAUUUACCUAUCAGGGGCAGCAUUAUCCCAUAAAAAAGGAUAUACAAUGUGAAACAGACAAGUUGACUCAUUUCUACACAUUUAUCUUGAGGCCUGAUGCAACUUACAGCAUCCUGGUUGAUAACCGAGAAAGAGAAACCGGAAGCUUGUACACAGACUGGGACAUCCUCCCUCCACGUAAAAUCAAAGAUGUCCAUGCAAAGAAGCCAGCUGACUGGGAUGACAGAGAGUAUAUUAAUGAUCCUAAUGAUGUCAAACCAGAGGGAUAUGAUUCAAUACCCGCUGAGAUCCCUGAUCCAAAGGCUAAAAAGCCUGCAGAUUGGGAUGAAGAUGAUGAUGGGAUCUGGAGGCCAAAAAAGAUUCCAAAUCCAGCAUAUAAAGGACCAUGGAAGCCCAAGAAAAUCAAAAAUCCCAAUUAUAAGGGCAAGUGGAAGAUCCCAUGGAUUGACAAUCCAGAGUUUGAGGAUGAUCCAGAUCUUUAUGUGUUGAAACCAAUAAAAUAUGUUGGCAUUGAGGUUUGGCAGGUAAAGGCAGGUUCAGUAUUCGACAAUAUUCUUUUAUGUGAUGAUCCCCAGUAUGCAAGAGAAGUAGUGGAAGAACUAUGGGCUAAGAAUCGGGAGGUUGAAAAAGAUGCAUUUGAGGAGGCAGAGAAACUGAGAAGAGCUGGGGAGGAGGAUGGCAAGAAAGAAAGAGAGAAAAGUGAAAGGUCCAAGAAAGAAAGGCAACACAGAAGAAGGCAUGACCCUUAUGACUACGUGGAUGACUACCAUGAUGAACUUUGAGAGUCGUCAACAGCUUAUUUCAUUUCUGAGAACCAUCUGAGUAAGAAGGACGACUGUUCUUGAAGGACAAAUCAACAUUGCUUUAUCAUCAGCAAAGCCUGGCCGAUCAAUGUUGUUGCAUCAAUAAUGCUUCUUGUAACAUUAAAAUUGCACACCAUAUAUAUAUAUAUAUAUAUAUAUUAGGAUAAAUUUCA